UAGUCGUGGCCUUAUCUGAACACUUGGUCUUGAGCUCAUUCCAAGCGAGACCGCUUUUUGACUCUGCAUCUUUACACACCCCUUCGAACCAUGAGCUUUGGUGGACCACCACAGAGCACGCUCAGACCGACGCCACCGGACCGCGGCAGUUUCCCGCUCGACCAUGGCGGCGAGUGCACGGUGUUUAUGAGCAGGUAUCUCGACUGCCUGCAGGAGAAGCGCGGCAGCAGCCAGCUAUGCAAGCCGCUGUCCAAAGACUACCUCGAGUGCCGGAUGCAAAGAAAACUGAUGGACCGCGACAGAUGGGAGAACCUCGGCUUCCAUGACGAGCAUCCCGACAAGGGUAUGCACCGAGCACCUCCACCACCACCGCCACCAAAAGGAUGACAAGCAGGAUAGUAUAUGAUUUGGCAGAUAUAGAAAACAGCACGGCAAUAAAAUGGUCUACGAGUUUAAAAUGUCAGCACCCUUUCUUCAGAAGUGGACCUUGGCCGUAAUGCGGCCGAUCUGCUUCUCGUCUUCGUUGCGCCAGGCCUUUGCCUCGAGGUAGAAGUUGCCUGGCGGCACAAAGCCCGGCACAUCAACGUCGACAUUGACCUCAAUCACACCUUC
This is a messenger RNA of Linderina pennispora, 612 nucleotides long. RefSeq lists its product as uncharacterized. The transcript has 2 exons. The record is from RefSeq and is a predicted model, not a curated record. NCBI's taxonomy places the organism in Eukaryota, Fungi, Kickxellomycota, Kickxellomycetes, Kickxellales, Kickxellaceae. Bases 91 to 387 code for a protein of 98 amino acids. Gene Ontology annotation, biological process: mitochondrial respiratory chain complex IV assembly. Gene Ontology annotation, cellular component: mitochondrial intermembrane space.